Molecule: messenger RNA, 2426 nt
Organism: Branchiostoma floridae (Florida lancelet)
Lineage: Eukaryota; Metazoa; Chordata; Leptocardii; Amphioxiformes; Branchiostomatidae
Product: protein MTO1 homolog, mitochondrial-like
Exons: 17
Coding region: 179-2206 (675 amino acids)
Biological process (GO): tRNA methylation; tRNA wobble uridine modification
Cellular component (GO): cytosol
Molecular function (GO): flavin adenine dinucleotide binding
Source: RefSeq, a predicted model, not a curated record
ACGUCACAUUUCCCUUUAUUCUUUGCGACACAACAAUGGCAGCGCCCAUGUGAAGAUUCCGGACCGGUGCGGAUAUUUUGUGGUUUGUUGACUAUUACUCUGUGAUAAAUGUUCUGAAUUGGUGGUAUGAUAUGCAGACCGGCUUGAUGCAUUAGAAACACACACAACAGUCUACACCAUGUUACAAAGGAGAUGUGUGAGGUUUGGGAGUACAGUCUCCACCAGGGUCCUGUCUCAUCACCACACCGGCCAUGACAGGAGACGCUGUCACACCGGCAGGUAUGAUGUCAUCGUUGUCGGAGGAGGGCAUGCUGGGACAGAAGCGGCAGCGGCUGCGGCCAGGAUGGGGGCCAACACUCUCCUGGUCACGCACAAACUGGACACUAUAGGUGAGAUGUCUUGUAACCCAUCAUUUGGAGGUGUGGGGAAGGGUCACCUGAUGAAGGAGAUUGAUGCACUGGAUGGAGUCUGUGCCAGGAUUUGUGACAAAUCAGGGAUUCAAUAUAAAGUUCUGAACACAAGAAAAGGUCCUGCAGUGUGGGGCCCCCGGGCACAGAUUGACCGUUCCCUGUACAAGAAGCACCUCCAGGAUGAGCUGUUCAGCGACACCCCUAACCUGACUUUCCUGGCCAGGCCUGUGGAGGACCUGAUCCUGACACCCAACAGCCAGCCUGACUCGGAUGUGUGUAAACAACUGGUGCGGGGGGUCAGGCUGGAUGAUGGGCAAUGUAUCCAUGGUGACACCGUUGUCCUGACAACAGGUACCUUCCUGAGGGGACAGAUCAACAUCGGCCUGGAGACCAGACCAGCAGGCAGGGUGGGCGACGCUCCGGCCAUCGGGCUGGCCAGAUCACUGGAGGACGCAGGCUUCACUGUGGGCAGGCUCAAGACAGGUACACCACCCAGGGUGGAUGGACGUACCAUAGACUACACACAUCUGUCCCCACAGCCUGGAGACGACCCUCCACAGCCUUUCUCUUUCCUCAAUGAUGCUGUGUGGAUCAAGCCAGAAGACCAGGUGCUCUGUCACCUUACCCACACCAACUCCACUGUGGACAAGAUAAUCCUGGAUAAUCUUCACCUGGACAGACAUGUACUGGAGGAGACUACAGGACCGAGAUAUUGUCCCUCCAUCGAAUCCAAGGUCUUGAGAUUCCCAAAAAGACCCCACCAAAUAUGGCUGGAACCUGAAGGCCUGGACACCCCCGUGGUGUACCCCAAUGGUAUCUCCUGCACGCUGCCAGCAGAGGUUCAGGUGGACAUGGUCAGACAGAUCAGGGGGCUGGAGAGGGCAGAGGUCAUCCGGCCUGGUUAUGGUGUAGAUUAUGACUACAUGGACCCUCGGCAGCUGAAGGCAUCACUGGAGACCCACAGGAUAAAGAACCUGUUCUUCGCCGGGCAGAUCAACGGCACCACAGGGUAUGAAGAGGCAGCAGCUCAGGGUAUCAUAGCAGGAAUCAAUGCAGUGUUGAAAGUACAGAACAGACCAGCCUUCACUGUUAGCAGAACAGAAGGGUACAUCGGAGUUCUCAUAGACGACCUCACCACACAGGGUACCAACGAGCCGUACCGAAUGUUCACCAGUAGAGCGGAGUUCCGACUGUCCCUGAGACCAGACAAUGCUGACGAGAGACUGACAGAGAAGGGACACCAGGCAGGCUGUGUCAGUCACUACAGAUAUCACAGGUUCAUGGACAUUAAACACUCGCUGGACAGCAGUCUACAGCUCUUGAAAUCCUUCAGUCAGUCAUCAACCAAGUGGAAGAGACAACUGAAUUAUGAUCUGUUGAGUGAAACAAAAUCAGGGACUCAAAGUGCCUUUGACUUGUUGAAAUACCCAGAUAUGACCAUAGCCCGGUUGGGAGAUGUUGUUCCAGAGCUGAGACACCUGGUACCAAACAGACAGCUGUGCAAUAGGCUCCAGAUAGAAGCGAUGUACUCAUGCAUGCUGAAAAAGCAGGAGCAGGAGAUACAGGAGGUACGGCGGGACGAGGCCAUGACCCUUCCUGACAACCUGGACUUUACCCGGUUACGCGUGUCAACCGAGGUCAUAGAGAAACUGGCAUUGACAAGACCACAGACAAUUGGAGCUGCCAGCAGAAUACCUGGUAUCACACCAGCUGCCAUGGUUCAACUACUGAGAUAUGUCAAGAACUUCAACAGACAGAAACGUGGGUCAGAGACCCAAGAACUCAAUCCAGCUUGACAUAGAAGCAAUGACAAGGACCUGUGGAAUACGAAUAGAUGAGGGGGUUGAUAGUUAGAUAUACAUGUUUCAUACUAAUUAUGGCCUUUAAGUAUGUUUUGUAGCAUGCUAAUUUUAAAUUUAUUUAUGAGGUGCUAUCAGCCAACACUGUCUUUGAUUUGGCAUGAAUCAAACACUUUAUAUUGUAUGGAGUUGAUAGGUAAAUUUAAGUAUUUUUGUA